Molecule: messenger RNA, 1771 nt
Organism: Camelina sativa (false flax)
Lineage: Eukaryota; Viridiplantae; Streptophyta; Magnoliopsida; Brassicales; Brassicaceae
Product: cyclin-T1-2-like
Biological process (GO): regulation of transcription by RNA polymerase II
Molecular function (GO): cyclin-dependent protein serine/threonine kinase regulator activity
Source: RefSeq, a predicted model, not a curated record
ACGAGCGGAGCGGAGUUGUGUGAACUGCUGCUUUGCUUGCUCGCUCGCUCGCUCUUCCCAUUCUUUGGUUCCUCGCUGCUCUAAGGCUUAGGGUUCUUCGUUUACGCGUUUCUUUCUCUCGUUGUUUGCGUUUGUUUUAGAAAUUUUGUAAUAGUCGAAAGACUAAGAUCAUCACUGUUUACAUAACAAAUGGAUGAAGCAUUGGAUUUGGAUGAAGCACUGGAUUUGGAUGAGAAUGCUUCUGGAAAUGACAGCGAUGUUUCGUCAGUCGCGAGCAAUCGUUAUGAUGAAGAGAUUAUCCCUUGGUUUUUUACAAGAGAAGAUAUCGAAACAGCCUCACCUUCGAGGCGAGAUGGUAUUGAUUUGAAUAUGGAAAAUAGCCUACGCAACUCUUACUGUGCCUUUUUGGAUAAUCUCGGCCGAAGAUUGGAACUUCCCCAGGUAACGAUAGCCACUGCUACAGUAUUCUGUCACCGAUUCUUCAUUCGUCAAUCGCACGCCAAGAAUGACAGAUGGACAAUUGCAACAGUCUGCAUGCUCCUAGCUGGGAAGGUUCUGGAAACUCCAGUGGCUUUAAAAGACGUUAUUAUUGCCUCUUAUGAGAUUAUACACAAGAAGGAUCUUUCGGAUGCUCAGAAAAAGGAAGUAUAUGAGCAACAGAAAGAGCUUGUAAUAAGUGGAGAGGAGCUUGUUCUUUAUACAUUAAACUUUGAUCUCUAUAUUAGUCUCCCUUAUAGACCUCUUGUCGAAGCAAUUAUGAGGUUUACGGUUGACGAUGCUAAGACCGAUCUUGCCCAACUUGCAUGGAAUCUUGUCAACGAUUGUCGGCGGACGACUCUCUGCCUGCAGUAUAAGCCUGAUCACAUAGCGGCUGGUACUCUUUUCCUUGCUGCUGAGCUCCUAAAAAUGGACUUACAAUCAUAUGGAGAGGUCUUGUGUCAAGAUUUUGAUAUCCCAGCUUGUCAAUUAGAGGAUAUUCGAGGCCAAAUACAUGAAAUUUAUGAGAGAAUUCCUACAUCUCAAGAAAGCAAAGCUGAAAGUAGUGGUGGUGUAGCUGUAGUGCAUCAACCUUUAUCCAGAGAUAUGGCUUCCACAGAUAAGUGUCCAAGUUCUGAUAUCGAAGUUGGCUCAUCGAAAGUCAAUCUAAGCCAGAGCGAUGAUCGAGAUGACCAUUCUGUUCAUACAAUAAUUGUUGAGACAAGUGAUAAUGCUGCGGUCAGCCAAUUGGAGAAAGACUUGCAAGUGCUUCAAGAGGAGGUGGAUUAUGCUAAACAAGAGAAAGAUAAGAAGUCCUUUGACAAAGAUAUACAGAAGAGGGAUUUGAUGGAUGAGAAGGACUUGAGUAAAAGAGAAGCAGAAGAAGAGGAUAGCAUUACGAGAAGACAAAGCUUGAUGAACCCUGAUGACAACAGGAGUGUGGAACACAGUGAGCUUCUAGAUGCAAACCACUCAGGUGUUGAUGGCUGAUGCCUCUCUCUGAUGAAUGACAGUGAUAUAUGAAAGAAUUGAAGAUGGUGAAAUAUUGGUAUAGAUUUUCAGCUGACAAGAACUGGGUUUUGGAGAGACGACUAUUGGGAAGAGCUUAUAAGUAAAAGAGUUUUGGAGAGACAAUUUAUUUUAUGUUUUCUCCAAAAGAAAAGACGAUGGUUUUGGUUUCAAGAUUUUUGGUAGAUCAUCAGGACUUUAAAAAUCUUGUCUCUGUCCACUAGUUUUAACCCUAGGAAUCUGUAAAUAAUAAAUGCAUGUACAAAGUUUCUUUUUUUUGCCUUAU